GGUUUCCGAGAAUCAUCGUCAGAUCAGAGAGAUUCUGAGAAAGGAAAAAGAAACAAAAAGGAAAGGAGAAAUCAGAUCUGAAGGAAGGAAGCAGAUAACAUGUCUGCGAUUGUUUGCGGCAGCAAGAGAUCUCUGUUCGAGGAUUUGUCCGCCGCUUCUUCUUCGCCUCCCGUCUCCAAGAAACUCCGCCGCUUUUCUUCCUCUUCUCCGCCUCGUUUUCCUUCCUCCUCCUCCCUCCUUCUCCAUCACCUCGCCGCCCUUUUCCCCGAAAUGGAUAAUCAAAUUCUUGAGCGGGCAAUCGAGGAAUGUGGAGAUGAUCUUGAUUCUGCGAUUAGAUCUUUGAAUCAGCUUCGUUUAGAAUCUGCUGAUAAAAAUUCAGAAGAGUCAAAAGUUCAAGGAGGAUCAGGGAAGGAGGAAGUCUUGAACUUGGAUGGCACCGAGUGGGUUGAGUUAUUUGUCAGGGAGAUGAUGAAUGCUUCUGACAUGAAAGACGCUAAAGACCGUGCUUCAAGAGCAUUACAAGCUUUGGAGAAGUCCAUCUACCCACGUGCUGGUUCCGACGCAGCCAUGCAGAGCAGUCUCCAACAGGAGAACUCGAUGCUGAGGCAGCAGUUGGAAGCUAUCGUCCAGGAGAACGGUUUGCUUAAAAGAGCCGUGGUGACGCAACAGAAGCGGCAGAGGGAAACCGAAGAUCAAAGCCAGGAGCUGCAGCGUUUGAGGCAGAUGGUUACUCAAUACCAGGAGCAGCUGAGGACUCUCGAGGUGAACAAUUACGCUCUAACGCUUCAUCUGAAGCAAGCACAGCAGAACAAUAGUUCCAUCGCUGGCAGGUACAAUCCAGACGUGUUCUAAUGUGCUUUGUUAGUCAGAGGAAAGCCUCGGACGUAUAUCUAAUUUGGUUUCAAGUGUUUAUUUUAUGUUUCUGCUUCUCUGUUGGUUUGUGACUAUUUAUUUAUUGUUAUAUGAAUGUCUGGAAUGAAUGGUGAAAUGGUUGUAGUUGGGGAACAACGAUGUCUCCGAAACAGUUUACUUGUAUUUUCUUAGAUAAGACUUUGAGACAUCGCUGAUUCUGUAAGGUCACAAGUGUAUUCCAGAGAAUAAAUAAAACACAUGUACUUUGAGACA
Brassica oleracea var. oleracea is the source of this 1125-nucleotide messenger RNA. RefSeq lists its product as uncharacterized. Gene Ontology annotation, molecular function: ubiquitin binding. NCBI's taxonomy places the organism in Eukaryota, Viridiplantae, Streptophyta, Magnoliopsida, Brassicales, Brassicaceae. The transcript has 2 exons. The record is from RefSeq and is a predicted model, not a curated record. The coding region runs from base 100 to 852 and encodes 250 amino acids.